UUGUUACUACUUUUUUGUUUAGACAACAUCUUCUCGCGUGGAGAUCUCGAUUACCGUAAUCUUCUGCUUGAUGCCAACUCCGCUUCAUUAUUUGUCGGUGCACGUGGACGAAUUUUCCGAUUAUGGGCUUAUAACAUCAAUGACACGUCGGAAAACUUGUUGGUGCGUAUCAACAUCUUAGAAUACGUGGACGAGUUCUUACCCUUUUUAGAGUGGGGUAACCCCAGCGAGUUACCUUCCGUUUAUUCUGGCAUCCGAACGGGAAUGGCUGGUGAGAAUCAUCUAAUCUAUCGUCCCGCAUUGAUGGAUAAAGGGAAAGAGGUGCACUCUAGCAUGAGGACUGUCUACACAGAUAAUCGCUGGUUAUACGGUAGGUGUAGCUGCAGCAAUUUCUAUACUGGUGUAAGGUAA
Molecule: messenger RNA, 411 nt
Organism: Strongylus vulgaris
Lineage: Eukaryota; Metazoa; Nematoda; Chromadorea; Rhabditida; Strongylidae
Source: the annotation of a GenBank genome assembly